This is a messenger RNA of Silurus meridionalis, 2427 nucleotides long. RefSeq names its product E3 ubiquitin-protein ligase TRIM39-like. Gene Ontology annotation, molecular function: zinc ion binding; ubiquitin-protein transferase activity; protein binding. Bases 211 to 1890 code for a protein of 559 amino acids. The record is from RefSeq and is a predicted model, not a curated record. The transcript is spliced from 8 exons. Lineage: Eukaryota; Metazoa; Chordata; Actinopteri; Siluriformes; Siluridae. Gene Ontology annotation, biological process: protein ubiquitination.
ACUGUGGAACUGCCCCUUUGUAACCUUUAGAAAGUAAACGAGGAAGUGAGUAUGUUGAAAAUGAAAAGCAGUUUAACAAGUAACCCUGAUUUUCACAGUUAUUUCUAAAAUUAACUGCAGGAUGAUCACCGACUGAAAUAUAAAUACAGACCCUUCACAUUCUCUAAAAGAAGGCAAGUAAAAUAAAGGUAAAAGCACAUGAAGAAAUAAAUGGCUGAAUCGUCAUCACAAACAAAAGGCAGAAAAAGAAAGAAGAGCAUGGAAGUACUUGGUGCAUUUUCAGGUGACUCCAGCAGCCUCCUGUCUGAAGAGCAGCUGCUGUGUUCGAUCUGUCUGGAUGUGUUCACUGAUCCAGUCACCACUCCAUGUGGACACAACUUCUGCAAGAGCUGCCUUACACGGUGCUGGGAGAAGAGUCAACAUUGUUACUGUCCAUUAUGUAAAGAGAAAUUCACCAAGAAACCUGAACUGAAGAUUAAUACAACACUGAGAGAGGUUGCAGAUCAUUUCAAGAAGAAAAGUGUUCCAGACAAACCUGAGGUUCUUUGUGAUGUCUGUACUGGAGAGAAGGUGAAGGCUGUGAAAUCCUGUCUGGAUUGUGGACUGACUUUCUGUAAGUCUCAUUUAGAACCUCAUAAUCAUGUUCCAAGACUUAAAAAACACAAACUAAUAAACCCUGUGGUGAAUCUGGAGGACUACAUAUGCCAGAAACACGAGAAACCUCUGGAGCUGUUCUGUAGAGAUGAUCAGACAUGUGUGUGUCAGUUCUGCACUGAAGGAGACCACAAGAAUCACAACACUGUUCCUAUAGAGGAGGAGAGCAGAGAGAGGAAGACUCAGCUGGGGAAAACACAGACAGGAGUGCAGCAGAAUAUUCAGGCCCGAAUGAAGAAGAUAAAAGAGAUCAAAUAUUCAGUAGAGCUCUGCAAAAGAAACACAGAGAAAGAAAAAGCAGACAGUGUUGAAGUCUUCACUGCUCUGAUUCGCUCCAUUGAGAGAAGUCAGGCGGAGCUGCUGAAGCUGAUGGAGGAGAAGCAGAAAGCAGCAGUGAUGCAGGCAGAAGGACUUAUUAAAGAGCUUGAGCAGGAAGUCACUGUGCUACAGAGGAAAGACACUGAGCUGGAGAAGCUGUCACACACUGAGGAUCAUCUCCACCUCCUACAGGUUAACUCGUCCAUGUUUAGCCUUCCACUCAACAAUAACUGGACUGAGAUCAGUAUUAACACUGAUCUGAAUGAGGACACUCUAAAGACAUCUCUGUCUCAGCUUCAGCAGAGUCUGAAUGAGAAACUCAAUAAAACACUUGAUAACAAGUUAAAGGAAGCAGAACUGAAGAGGAUUCAACAGUAUGCAGUCGAUGUAACUCUGGAUCCUGAUACAGCAAAUACUUAUCUCAUCCUGUCUGCUGAUGGAAAACAAGUGACAUGUGGGAAUGAAUGGCAGAAACUCCCUGAUACACCACAGAGGUUUACUAAAUAUGGUAUAGUUCUGGGAAAACAGAGUUUCUCCUCAGGGAGAUUUUAUUAUGAGGUGCAGGUCAGAGGGAAAACUGCCUGGGAUUUAGGAGUUGUGAGAGAGAACAUUAACAGGAAGGGGGAGAUUACACUGAAUCCUCAGAAUGGAUUCUGGGUUGUGAUCCUGAGGAAUGAGAAUCAGUAUAAAGCUUGUACUGAUCCCCCUGUUCCCCUCGUACUGAGAGAAAUUGUGGAGAAGGUGGGAGUGUUUGUGGAUUAUGAGGAGGGUCUGGUUUCCUUUUAUAAUGUGAACUCCAGAUCUCUUAUCUACUCAUUUACUGGUCAGAUGUUCACUGAGAAACUCUAUCCAUACUUCAAUCCUUGUUUAAAAAAAGGCUCUCAAAAUUCAGCACCACUGAUCAUCUCCUGCAAUUAAUAAUGAAUAAAUUUUUAGCUCAUAGUUGUAUAACCUGUUAAAAUAAAUAUUUUACUUUAUUUAAUAAAUAUUAAAUGUUUAUAGUAUUAUAUACAUAUUUUUAGAAUGUUGAACUUUUCUUGGGUUUGCCUACCAGAUGUUACAAGUGUGUUCAUUUGUCCUUCCUAAAUUUCAUAUUCUCUCUACCUGUUAUCAAUCUCCCUGUGUCUAAGUUCCUUCUCUGUGUCUGUUUGUUGGUUGGUUGGUUUUUAAUGUCAUGUGGUCUACCUUUUGUGGUUUGUCUCCAUCCAAUGUCUUGACAUGUCCCUUUUGGGGUUUUUGAUUUUAUAGAUUUCUAACCUUUCUACUGUGACUUUCUUUUGUUAUUUUGACUGUUUGUGUACUUCUCUAUUUUAAUGUCUUUGUGUAUGUAUUCACAUGCUCCCCUGUGGCACAUUCUGGUUGGGCUUUUACUUUCACCUAAUCAGCUGGUUUUAGUCCUGAAUGUGACAUUUACAAUAUUUUAAGCAAAUCACUUUUACACAUUAUGAAGAUGUU